GGGGUUUGGAAGCCGUGUUGAAAUGGGGUAGGGGACGAGGGAAGCUGAAUAUGGUUUCAACUUAGGUCAGGAUUCGGCUACUUAAUGCAGGGACCGUGGUGCUCGUGGCUGCAGGAGGCCCUAGGGGAAGUCACACAGAGCACACUCAGACGGGCUUCUCUUCCAAAUGGCCGCGUCCGCAUGCACAUCCCCCACGGACGCCGUCUCGCGUGGAGCCUCCCCACGCGCGGGGCGUAAGGGCGUGCCCAGAUGCUCCGAGGACGCGGCCGCUGCCAUUGUUGUGCUUGUCACUUAAUCCCGAGCCCCGACUCGGGCCCGGGUGGCGGCGCUCUCCCGAGCCCGGUAAAAUGGCACAGUCGUGCAUUCUUUCCGAGGUGCGGGAGGCGGGAGCGAGGAGCGAGCUGGGCGGCCGCCAGCCAAUCAGCGCGCGCGCCCGCCCGCCAGCGCAAAGUUGUUAACCCCGAGCCUCCCGCCGCCGCCCGCUCCGCAUCCUCCUGCUUGCUCCAGUCCCUCGAACGCCCUCGGAUCCUGCGGCUGCCCGCCCCGCUCCGCCGCCCUCCAUGGAGGAAAGUCUCACUUUUGAUUUACCAAAUAUUUUCAGGAUGUUUGAAGAUCCGUACGCUACCCGGAGGCUGUUUUUUCUGGACAACCCAGUCCCCAGCCUAUAUUGUUACAAUUUUUUUUUGAGGGCUGGUUGCUGCUUUGCCUACACUGAUGGAACACCAUCUUCAACGGGCUAUCUCUGCACAGCAGGUGUACGGCGAGAAGCGGGAUAAUAUGGUUAUUCCAGUUCCUGAGGCAGAAAGUAACAUCGCUUACUAUGAGUCCAUUUACCCUGGGGAGUUCAAGAUGCCAAAGCAGCUCAUUCACAUACAGCCUUUUAGUUUGGACGCUGAGCAGCCUGACUACGACCUGGACUCUGAGGAUGAAGUGUUCGUAAAUAAACUCAAGAAGAAAAUGGACAUCUGCCCAUUGCAGUUUGAGGAGAUGAUUGACCGCCUAGAAAAGGGCAGUGGUCAGCAGCCAGUCAGUCUGCAGGAAGCCAAACUACUGCUAAAAGAAGAUGAUGAGUUAAUUAGAGAAGUCUAUGAAUACUGGAUUAAAAAGAGGAAGAACUGUCGAGGGCCAUCACUUAUCCCAUCGGUAAAACAGGAAAAGCGAGAUGGUUCUAGCACAAAUGAUCCCUAUGUGGCUUUUAGAAGACGAACUGAAAAAAUGCAAACUCGAAAAAACCGCAAAAAUGAUGAAGCCUCGUAUGAAAAAAUGCUUAAGCUGCGUCGGGAUCUCAGCCGGGCUGUGACCAUCCUGGAGAUGAUAAAGAGAAGAGAGAAGAGCAAGCGGGAGCUGCUGCACCUGACACUGGAGAUCAUGGAAAAGAGGUAUAAUUUAGGUGAUUACAGUGGAGAGAUCAUGUCCGAGGUCAUGGCACAGAGACAGCCGGUGAAGCCUACGUAUGCCAUCCCCAUCAUCCCUGUUGCUAACAGCAGUCAGUUCAAACACCAGGAAGUCGCGGACGGGAAGGAGUUCAAAGUUCAUAAGCAAGAUAAGGCCGAUCUUACUCGGCCGAAGCGCAAAUAUGAAAAGAAGCCCAAAGUCUCACCCCCGUCUGCCACCGCUCCUCAGCAGCCAAGCCCCGCUGCACUGCCAGUCUUCAGUGCUAAAGACUUAAACCAGUAUGACUUCCCCAGCUCAGACGAAGAGCCUCUGUCCCAGGUUUUGUCUGGCUCUUCGGAAGCCGAGGAAGACAAUGACCCUGAUGGCCCUUUUGCUUUCCGCAGGAAAGCAGGCUGUCAGUACUAUGCUCCUCAUUUAGACCAAACUGGCAAUUGGCCCUGGACUAGCCCUAAAGAUGGAGGACUGGGGGAUGUUCGCUAUAGAUACUGCUUAACAACUCUCACCGUCCCCCAGAGGUGUCUUGGAUUUGCACGAAGACGGGUUGGGCGCGGUGGAAGGGUCCUGCUGGACAGAGCGCAUUCAGACUAUGACAGUAUGUUUCACCACCUGGAUUUGGACAUGCUUUCCUCACCACAACCUUCUCCGGUCAAUCAGUUUGCCAAUACCUCAAAAACCAAUACCUCGGACAGAUCUUCCUCUAAAGACCUCAGUCAGAUACUAGUCGAUAUCAAAUCAUGUAGAUGGCGGCACUUUAGGCCUCGGACACCAUCCCUACAUGACAGUGACACUGAUGAACUCUGCAGUAGAAAAUUACCCAGGAGUAUAAAUCGAGCAGGAACAGCACAGCCUGGGACCCACACUGGUACCUCCACGCAGAGUAAAAGCAGCAGUGGCUCCACACACUGUGCAUUCACAGCCGAACAAUACCAGCAGCACCAGCAGCAACUGGCACUGAUGCAGCAGCAGCAGCUUGCACAAACUCAGCAGCAGCAAGCAAACAGCAACUCCGCCACCGCCACGCCACAGGGUUUUGUUUCUAAGACUUUGGAUUCUGCUAGUGCACAAUUUGCUGCUUCUGCUUUGAUGACGUCAGAACAGCUGAUGGGAUUCAAGAUGAAGGAUGAUGUGGUGCUUGGGAUUGGGGUGAAUGGCGUCCUUCCAGCCUCAGGAGUAUACAAGGGCUUACACCUCAGCAGCACUACACCAACAGCGCUUGUACAUCCGAGUCCGUCGACAGCAGGUUCAGCUUUGUUACAGCCUUCAAAUAUCACACAGACUUCAGGUUCCCACAGUGCACUGAGUCAUCAAGUAACUGCUGCCAAUUCUGCAACAGCUCAGGUUCUGUUUGGGAACAGCAUCCGAUUAACUGUACCUUCAUCAGUCCCCACUGUAAACUCUAUCGCCCCAAUAAACGCACGACAUAUACCUAGGACUUUAAGUGCUGUUCCAUCAUCUGCCUUAAAGCUGGCUGCCGCGGCAAACUGUCAAGUGUCCAAGGUCCCUUCGUCAUCUUCUGUAGAUUCAGUUCCAAGGGAGAAUCACGAGUCAGAAAAGCCAGCACUAAACAACAUAGCAGACAACACAGUCGCCAUGGAGGUGACGUAGCUUCCUGGGAACAGGACUGCAGCCUGGGGACAUGGUCAGGUGCUAUGCAUCAGAGGCGUUGGGACGCAGGGGAGGAUGGAAUGCACAUGCGUUUCCAUGGCAGCUGUGGGGACUCGGCAGCACUGCGCAUCUCUCAUGCUUCAACUUUUCUUUUCUUACUGUUAAUAGGAAAAAAUCAACAUCUGUAAAUUAAGAAUGCAGCAAUUAUCUGUAUAGUACUGCAUAUUUGUAAUACCCUUGUAUAUAUGUUACUUGAAUACAGAAAUGUUCAUUUGUGAUGCUUUGCACUUGGGGGCGGGGGGUGGGGAACAAACUGCAACAAGAGUGUGAGCUGUGAGCUGGUGUCAUCACAUCAUGUGCAUGGUGCGGAACCUGCUGUCUAUUUAUUGUGCCGUGUUUACAGGUUUUGUACACUGUACCCUCAUUGGUUCCUGUGCUGUAGUAAAUGUGUUAGGUAGCUGUGGACUCCUUGGUAUUUUGUAAUGGUAUAACAUAACUUGGUUCCCUCUGGGUCCUUGAGUUUUUUGUGUAUCAUGUGAAAAAAAAAAAUGGUGACAUACAUACAGAAUUUUACAAAAAAAAAAAAAGCAUCAGUUUUUUAAACGGGGAAUGUACUGUUCAAUGGGGAUCUUCCGGUCUACACCAUUAGGACGCGCAACAAGCUAAAAAUGAAGUCUCUUGAACCUUCCUGUCCCCACCGCCUGCAUGUGUGGGCGGCCCCUGGUACUUAAGCACUAAUGUUAUGUUGCUGCUCUGCAAACAGCCCAGUCGUCCCAUUUCCUUCCACACCAAAAAGUGUUAAAUCAAGUACGCAAACGGAGUCCUUACAACUGGAGUUUAUGUUGUCUUGCCCUUUUUUUAGCACAAAAAGAUGUACUUUUUUUAUUGUGGAAUCGUUUGAAGACUUCAUUCUUUACUUGUUCUUACAGAAAGGGUAUAGGGGAGAAGAAUGCAGUAAUUGCUGUCCGUGUAUCGUCAUUCCAGUUUGUAAAACAGCCAGCCAGCUUUUUUCCUUUUAAGAUUCUCCAGAAGGCUGCGAGGCCAGAGCCACAAAUAUCGGGUGCCUUCCUUUGGAAAUAUUUGACCUCUCUUCUGUGAAGAGAACGGUACUUACCAGACUAGUGCUUUGUCAGUACCGAAGUCUGAAUGCCCAGUCCAAUGGCAUACGUUAUCCUUAAGGUUUUUAAUCCCACCUGGAAAAUUGUGAUAGAAUUCUCACAAAAUAAACCCAGGGCAUUACAUGUUGACAAACUAACGUGCAGUGGUCUUUGGCUUUUAUUUCCAACCCCAGAACUCUGUGUGACUUUCCGUUAUUUCAGUAAAGGGGCUUGCUUAGAAAAGGGGGGAGGGGGACUUAAAGUUGGUGUUUUCAGUGGUAUUUUGACAUGACUGUUUGCCUACAUCAGUGAAAGAAAUCCCCGCCCUCGAUUUAUAAUCUCAUGGCGCUGAGAGAAACUGAGAUCUAAAAUGUGUCAUACCUAAUAGGAAGCAAAGAGGGAAAAGGCAGGGCCAGUGAGUGAGACUAGAAAGCCGAGGGUGCUCACCCUAUCAGGCUGGGGCAGGAACAGCAGCAGUGUGUGGCACAGAAGGGGGCUGGAGAUGGAGCUCUGCAUGCAGGCGAAGACUCUGCCUCUCUUCUGUACAGAAGAGAACUCGGAGCAGAGGAGUUCUACUGCCUCACUGACCAGACUAGGUUUCUGGGGAGCUCCUGGUAGUGACCACGGUGGUUCGAGGGAUAACCUGAAGUAGUUGGGUCUAUUUCUGGUUUUAGAGGGACCUGUUAGAAGUUGCUUACUGGCCACAUGCGGCACAUGCCUGCAGAGGCAGGAGGCUUUCUGUGAGUUUGAAUCUAACAUGGUCUAUAGAAAGAGAUACUAUCUCAAAGUAGAAAACACUUGCUUAAUGAAUCUGUUCAGUAAGGAACUUAAGAAUGACUUCAAAGGUGCAGUAAGGACAGGAGUUUGGCUCCCAGAAUUCAGGUACACACCAGGUAGUGACAUAUGCUUGUCAUCCCAGGGUCACUGCUCAGCUGGACCAGCCUACUCUGGGAACUAGGCCAUGGGGACUGAGAACAUGAGCCCCAUCUGAGGGAGCCCUCUGGCCUCCACAUGGACAUAUAGACAAAACUUAAGUUCAAGAUAUUUUACCUGAGCAGAUGACCGUGGUUUAAAGUAAUUUAAGAGAAAGCAGGUCUGGGGAAUCAGGAAAGUUUGAGAUACUAAACAUCCAACUCAAGAUGAAAGCGUGAUGUAGAAACAAGUGGGGCUGAGCUGGAGAAUCUGUGGUUGCAGGUGGAGGCAUCAGGGGCAUGAGAGGACUGCAGCCAUAGUGGCAAGGCAGUUUGGAGUUGAUUUUACCUCAAAGGAGAAAGCAAAGGUUUGCCUUUCUAUUCCGGUGUCUAGUCAGUAUGACUGAAAACCAUCUAUAAACUGCCGGCAUAAGUGUGCUGUGGAAUAACCGAGGUCAGGAUCAGUAUUUCUCAAGUCACACUGCAGAUAUGAUGAAGCCAAGGUCCUCAGAAGCCUGCCUGCUAUGUCCACAGGCAAAUUCGUAAGUGUUCUGGGGAACGAGGAAGUGAGUCCUGGCUCUUGGGCUGCUGCUUGACAGGUAGUGGUUGUGGUCCACACAGCAUCUUCUGUGCAUCACAACUGAGAUUCGGGGAGCAUACAAACUAAUAUGCACAUUUUCUUAAAAGGAGGAUGCCUUCAGAACAAGUUUGGGAGACCCUACACUGUUUCCCGCACUUCUGCCACCAUGUUGUAAGAGCACAAAAUAAAUGACACGGCGGUAAAAGAGCAGCAGGGCCCUGGGGAGAGCAAGGAAAGGUCGCAGUGACCAUGGGCCCGCCAGACCCCAAAGGCGGCAGUGUUAGUCUACAGCUGUUCGGUGGUUAGACAGAUGCAGUUUCCCUGGUAACCAUCCUUACCAUGGUUACCAAGGUAACUGCAGAGGACACUUAUCACUAAGCUUUGGUCCUAUUGAUGAACAAGAUCCCCAGAUACCUCACAGACACUGGCUUUUACCUAAGUAAAGUAAUUUUGUUCUCUUUUAAACUCCAAAUUAUAAGGGUU
Microtus oregoni (creeping vole) is the source of this 6071-nucleotide messenger RNA. RefSeq names its product enhancer of polycomb homolog 1 (gene Epc1). Gene Ontology annotation, biological process: regulation of transcription by RNA polymerase II. The transcript has 14 exons. Gene Ontology annotation, cellular component: piccolo histone acetyltransferase complex. The coding region runs from base 715 to 3000 and encodes 761 amino acids. The record is from RefSeq and is a predicted model, not a curated record. Lineage: Eukaryota; Metazoa; Chordata; Mammalia; Rodentia; Cricetidae.